AUAGAUGCUGUGUGUGUGGGACAGAGAGCGGACACUUGCUGGUGCACGGACAUAGAAGAAGCUUCUCAAAACCAAACUUAUCGCUUUCACUCGAAGCAUAGCUUCCCAACAUGGCUUCAAAAUGCCCCAAGUGUGACAGAACGGUGUAUUUCGCUGAAAAGGUGUCAUCACUGGGGAAGGACUGGCACAAGUUGUGUCUCAAGUGCGACCGCUGUAACAAGCUUCUGAAUGCCGGAGGCCACGCUGAGCAUGAUGGAAGACCCUACUGCCACAAGCCAUGCUAUGCUGCCCUCUUUGGGCCAAAAGGUGUGAACAUUGGCGGCGCAGGCUCUUACGUGUAUGAUCCUCCAGCCAACAACAGCUCUCAUACUAGUGUGGAUUCAGCUGCUAAAAGCAAGGAGAAGAAAGUCUUUGCACCCAGAGUGCCAUCAAAAGCUGGCAGCAUUACCACUUUUUCCGGAGAGGCCAACCUCUGUCCCAGGUGUAACAAAAGGGUAUAUUUUGCUGAAAAAGUGACAUCAUUGGGAAAAGACUGGCAUCGACCUUGUCUGCGCUGCGAGAGGUGCAAUAAAACUCUGGCUGCUGGAAGCCAUGCAGAGCAUGAUGGCCAGCCCUACUGCCACAAACCAUGCUAUGCUGUUCUGUUUGGACCCAAAGGGGUGAACACCGGUGGUGUGGGCAGCUACAUCUAUGACAAGGAACCCAGUGCAGUGGCCCAGCCCUGAACCUGUGCUCCCUCAGCUCCGCCUUUCUCCGCACACCACUGACCAUCAUCCACAGUAUUAUCCAGAACCUUUUUCUCUCCUGACAUACCUGAGACAACCAGCCUCCUGCUCCACAUCUUCUCCUUACUCUCUGCUCUUUAUUCCCAUCCCUCAAAUCCCACAGCAGAUUUAUUGCCACGCCGGUUGAAGUAUACAAAUGCCGUCUAGACGUGUUUGAUACUGUGUAUAUACAACAACUGCCUCGAGAAGCAGCAUGCCUACCGUUGUCGUGCAUCAUUCUGUUCAAUAUCUCCGCCAUUGUUACAUUUUUCUAAACAGUGUGUCCAAGCAUGAAAUGUCACCACAGCAAAUAUUUCAACGAUAUCUGUAGUUUUGAGAGGGGUGCUUAUAAAAAUCGGUUGGAUUCUCGGGUGUGAAGGGUAGAGAUGAGAUGCAUUUAUUGUAGUGUUCCGGCAGUCAGAGGAAUUUUACCUUAAAUCUGCUGCACAUGCAAGGGGUGCUCAGGAGCACAUUGCCAAGAAAUCUGUAUUUUUCUAAUGCCAUAUUUACACUUUGGCUGUACGUCCUUUUGGUUUCAUGUUAACAAAAAA
Molecule: messenger RNA, 1315 nt
Organism: Thalassophryne amazonica
Lineage: Eukaryota; Metazoa; Chordata; Actinopteri; Batrachoidiformes; Batrachoididae
Gene: crip2
Product: cysteine-rich protein 2
Exons: 8
Coding region: 111-725 (204 amino acids)
Source: RefSeq, a predicted model, not a curated record